AUGCAACCAUUAAGAGGGACUCCAGCAUACUGGGAGAAAACUCUGCGUGACUUGUUUGCUAUGUUGAGACAACUGGGCACUCCUACAUUUUUCUGUACGUUUCGUGCUGCUGAAAUGAGAUGGCCUGAAAUCAUAACUGCUAUUAAAGCACAACAAGGUGAAAGUGUGAACUUCUCUGAAUUAGACUGGUCUGAAAAAUGUGAAAUCCUGAGAAGUAAUCCAGUCAAAGUAAUGCGAAUGUUUGAGAAACGAGUUGAAGCCUUAAUGAGAGAUCUAAUCAUGUCACCUGCUCAACCUAUUGGUGAGGUUAUUGACUUUUUUUAUAGAAUGGAAUUUCAACAACGUGGCUCUCCGCACAUUCAUUGCUUAUUUUGGGUGAAAGAAGCUCCAGAAUUUGAAAAAGAUCAAGAUCAGGAUGUGUGUGAUUUCAUUGACAGAUACAUCUCAUGUAAAUUACCAGACCCAAACAAAGACCCCGAACUGCACAGAAUUGUAAGCGAAGUACAGGUGCACAGUCGUAACCACUCAAAGUCCUGUAGAAAAAACAAGAAACACUGCAGAUUUGGAUUUCCUAAACCACCCAUUAACAGAACCACGAUAACCCGCCCCAGACCUCCUCCUGUAGAUGAAUCACAAGACCAAGAUUAA
Molecule: messenger RNA, 648 nt
Organism: Sinocyclocheilus anshuiensis
Lineage: Eukaryota; Metazoa; Chordata; Actinopteri; Cypriniformes; Cyprinidae
Exons: 1
Coding region: 1-648 (215 amino acids)
Source: RefSeq, a predicted model, not a curated record